AUGAGUCUCACGCCUCUUGACACGAGCCUGUCCCGGUUUCUCGAGUUUAGCAUUACACUUGUUUUCCCGCAGGUAUACGGUGAGGACGAGCUCCAUGGUGCUGCACAGUCUUUGCUCGAGCAGUGGCCCAUACUUAGCUCGCGUCUGAACCUACUUAGAACCGACCUACGCGCCAGCAAGCCGGGGCAACAGCCGCACAUUUUCAAGGGCAAUCAUAUCGACAAGAAACUUUCGGAUGUUGUCGACGUUUCAAGCAUAAACUUAGAACACGCCAGCGCGAGCCCUAGCGACACGGUCAAACGGUUAGACAGCCUAUUGAACUUCGGCAAUGGCCUAAACAAAGCUCUUCGCGGACAAGUCUUCAUUGUCCGAGCUGUCUUCUUCCUCGAAGCCACUGUCAUCCGCUUUACAUUCCAGCAUCCCCUCUGCGAUGCUUCAGGCGCCCAUGAAAUUGCAAAAGCAUACUGCGAUAUUCUCAACGGGAAUACCGUCGAGAAAAUAUCAUUUACAAGAUUUCCACUGACACUGCAAGACAGCAACAGCGAAGGCGCAGAGGAGAAGGAGAAUAAUGCGCCAGUGAUACCAACAGUUGCUGACACAGCUCGCCCGAUUUUCCACUGGAGCUGGCGAUACAUGCUCAGGAAAGGCACGAAGCUGCUACUGCGAGACCUGCGACGCCCAUCAUGCCAGCGAGUCGAUAGAACACUCUACAUCCCCCCAGUGCAAAUGGAAACGUGGAAGGAAGAAGCCCGGAGGGCGAACAUCAGCGUCACGGAGCAUGAUCUCCUCACGGCGUUUAUCUACCAGUCAUGCUACCAACGCUCCCCAACCUGCACGCAAGACUUUAGCCUGAUCCUCGGGAUCCGGCGGUACCUGGAACACCAAACGCCGCUACAAAACGCAUGUUUCGUGCUUCCAGUGGCGAUUGACUACCUGUACAACAGCCAAAAGUUUGACCUCCCGCCCCUCCCCGAACUCGCAGCAGAGAUACGCCGCACAAUUCUCGAGGCGCGACAGCCGCAGACUCUAUCCGCGCUGCUUGAGUUCCACUCCCGCUCAACCAAGACACCCAUGAUCCCGCGGUGGAUUGGCCGUGAUCAGCCGCAGGUGGCGGUGACAUCGUGGACAGAUCUGGGAUUAUAUGAUCUGGAUAUCCGGGGAUCGAAGCCGGUUUUCGUGCAUGGGCAGCUGGAUCUCUGGGGCGUGCUGAAGAAGUUUGGGCUUGGGAUGGAUGAUAUCGUUAUUACGUGGAAGGGGCCAGAACAUGAAGGGGGUUACUGGAUCCGAGGAAGACUGAAUGCAAGCGCUUGGGAAAAUAUGGAAGAGACACUGGGGCAGAAAUAG
Messenger RNA from Aspergillus mulundensis, 1344 nucleotides. RefSeq lists its product as uncharacterized. NCBI's taxonomy places the organism in Eukaryota, Fungi, Ascomycota, Eurotiomycetes, Eurotiales, Aspergillaceae. The record is from RefSeq and is a predicted model, not a curated record. Bases 1 to 1344 code for a protein of 447 amino acids. The transcript has 4 exons.